AUGAAGCAGAAGUUCCUAGUCCUGAACUUUAGUCCAAUUCAAUCAGACUGCACUGACCACUGUGAAACAGACGCCCCACAUGCAGACAUGUUCCUGUAUUUCUUGGCACUAGUGGUUCUCUGUUAUCUGUACCGAUGGUUCAAAGAGCUGCCCAGGAUCUCAGACAAGAGCAACAAGUUUGUGUACAUCACUGGCUGUGACACUGGCUUUGGAAACCUUUUGGCUCGACACCUGGACAAGCAGGGCUUUAGGGUCAUUGCAGGAUGUUACAGUGAGAAAGGAGAGGAAGACCUGAAGAAAUCCUGCUCUGAAAGGUUAACUACAACACACCUGGAUGUGGCCUCCAAAGACAGUGUGGCCAAAGUGGCAGCAUUCAUCAAGGAGAAAGUAGGACAGCGAGGUUUGUGGGCCGUGGUGAACAAUGCUGGUGUGUCUGUCCCGUCUGCCCCCUGUGAUUGGCUCACCAUAGAUGACUAUACAUACAUGCUGAACGUGAACCUGAACGGGGUCAUAGCUGUGACUUUGAGCGUCUUGCCACUGAUAAAGAAGGCCAAGGGAAGGGUCGUCAAUGUCGCAAGUGUGUUUGGAAGAAUCAGUCCGACAGGAGGCCCUUACACCGUCUCAAAAUAUGGAGUGGAGGCUUUUAAUGACAGUCUGAGGAUUAAUAUGCAUGAUUUUGGAGUCAAAGUCCUCUGCAUUGAGCCUGGGUUCUUCAAGACAAACGUCACCAAUGCUGAUCUCAUUAGCAAAUCUGUGACGUCACUGUGGGAAAAGCUGCCCCAGGAUGUGAAGGACGACUAUGGACCGAAUUAUCUGGACAAGGCUCUUAAACAACUGCGAGUUGACGUGGCGAAGCUUAGUGAUGGCGAUCUGAUGAAGGUGGUCAGCUGUAUGGAGCAUGCUGUGUCCGCUGUCCGACCCAGGACACGUUACUCCCCUGGUUGGGACGCAAAGUUGUUCUGGCUGCCUCUGUCCUACAUGCCCUCGUGUGUCUCUGAUUAUAUUCUGACAUCACAAAGCAUUCCUUUAGCAAAGGCUGUAAAGUAA
Messenger RNA from Knipowitschia caucasica, 1047 nucleotides. The record is from the annotation of a GenBank genome assembly. NCBI's taxonomy places the organism in Eukaryota, Metazoa, Chordata, Actinopteri, Gobiiformes, Gobiidae.